AUCUUCUUCUUCAUAAUUGAUUUUGGAAAAGAGGGAUGGCUUGUGUGGCUGUAACUUCAUUGAUGCGGACGAUAGAACUUGAGUUCCUGCAAUCCAAUCCACGUCUAGCUCUAAAAAAUAGAGAACAUAUCAAGUCUCUCCACGAAAAGCUUGGCUUUCUUCAGAUGUUUCUUGAGGAAUCGGAGAAGAAAGCUGACAAUUGCGAGGAUCUGAUAGCAAAAAUUAGACGAGUAGUUUCGAAAGCAGAAUAUGACAUUGAAGCAGAGGUAGCAGGGAUUCGUCGUCUGCAGACAAUGGAUCGAACCUUAAGUGGCGUACUUGAAGACGUUGAACAACUGAUGGAGAUGACUAAGAACGCCCACAAUCAUGACCUUGCUAAAGAUUUCCAAAAAAUUCAACAUUUGGGGAGUCUAUCAUCAUCACCUGGCAGCCAAUCAUCGUCCUCGCAACACUACACUUCAAAAUUUGAGGACACAAUGGUAGGGCACUACAAAGAAUUCGAGGAGUUCAAAGAUCUGCUCCUUCCAUUGUCGAAUAAUGAACCGCGAAAAGUUAUGGCGGUGGUUGGUAUGGGAGGUAUUGGGAAAACAACUUUUGCUAGAAGAAUUUUUCAUGAUUGUGCAGUGAGAUCUUAUUUCGACUGUUGCGGGUGGGUAACCAUAACUGAAGAGCACAAUAAGAGGCAAGUGCUCCUUGAUCUUUGUUGUUCUGUGAUGCCAGUAAUGCGCGAUGACUUUAAAACUCGGACCGAUGAUCAGCUAGCGGAACAACUGCAAAAAAGUUUAAAGGGACGGAGAUAUCUCAUUGUUGUGGAUGACAUAUGGAGCACUGAUGCAUGGGAUAAUAUCCAAACAUAUUUUCCUGAGCACGGGACUAGCAGUCGAAUACUAUUGACUGCUCGGCUCCAAGAGGUAGCUAGCUAUGCCUGUUCCAGUAAGUUAUGUUAUAAGAUGCGUUUUUUAGAUUGUGAUGAAAGUUGGAAUUUAUUUUGUGUGAAAAUCCAAUGGUGUUUGAACAAAGACUUUGAAACGAUAGGGAGGAAGAUUGUUGAGAAUUGUCGAGGAUUACCGCUCACAAUUGUGGUGUUAGCAGGACAUCUAUCUGCCAAGAUGGCUGUGGAUGAGUGGAAGAGUGUUGAAUCAACCUUAAACUCAUUGGUGAAUUUAGAUCUGUAUCAACACUUUUCCAGAAUACUGAAUUUGAGUUACAACAACUUGCCUUGCCAUUUGAAGAGUUGUUUUUUGUAUUUAGGAGUAUUCCCUGAAGAUAGUGAGAUUGAAAUUAAAAGGGUUAUUAGGUUAUGGAUUGCUGAGGGAUUCAUAGAAGAAGAAGAGACGACCACGCUAGAAAGAACAGGCAAAAAGUAUUUGAAGGAUCUCAUCAAUAGAAGCCUGAUUAUGAUAAGUGGGCGAGGCAGUAAUGGCAAAGUUAAAACAUGUAAGAUGCAUGAUCUAUUACAUGAGCUGUGUGCAAGCAAGGCUAAAACAGAGAAACUUCUGUGUACUAGAGACAGCAGUGGACAUGAUGAUAAGUAUAACAACCUCGUUCGUUCAGAUGGAAAUCGUUGGUUAAAUCUGACAUUGGUAUCUCAACUUCAUCAUUUGAGCAUUACUUCCAAGAAAUCUCGUUCCAUUUUAUGCUUUGAUAGGCGUGAUCGGUAUUUGCGAGUCAACUAUGUUAAGAUGAGAGCCGAGUGUUUUAAGAUGGUAAGAGUGUUGGACUUAACUGCACUUGACUAUGUUGGAAGUAUACCUUCCGAUAUAGUUCUUCUUAGAUACCUAGCUUUAGCCUCAACCCGGCUGCUGACCUCCAUACGGGUGUGGAGGAAUUGGAAUCUGCAAACACUUAUUAUUUGUGAAGAUAUCAGUGGUGUCCGUAAGCUACCUCGCGGAAUAUGGGAGUUGCCACAGUUAAGGCACCUUGAGUUAUACCACCAGCUAAUUCCAAUGUAUACUCCAGAAGAGGCUCAACUAAAUCUGCAAACAAUGUAUUGGUUGAAAUGCUUACAGUGCACAGAGGAGCAAGUGCUUUUGAGGAUUCCAAAUGUUAAAGAGUUGGGAAUACUUGCCCAAGGAUGUAGAUGCCAUCAUUGCUUCUUGGAUAAUCUUAGCUGCUUAAAUAAGCUGGAGAAGCUAAAAGUUCAGGGCAGCUAUUGUCCUGUAAAACUGCAGCCUUAUACUCUUCCACAAAGCCUCAAGAACAUUACUUUUGCAAAAACUGUAAUGCCCUGGGAAGCUAUGAACAUUAUCAGUAUGCUGCCCAAGCUUGAGGUGCUAAAACUUAAGAACCAUGCCUGUGUGGGACAAGAGUGGAAACUAACUGUGGAGAGGGGCUUCCCUGAAUUGAAGCUUUUGCUCAUUUCUGUUAUGGAUUUGAAGCAUUGGGAGCUGGCGGAUGAUGUUGAUGAUGAUCAUCCUUUCCCAAAGCUUGAGCGCUUGGUAUUGAGAAAUUGCUUUGAGUUGAAAGAGAUGCCAAGUUGGAUUGAAAACCUUAGUAAUUUGAAGUCAGUUCAGUUGGAGCAUUGCCAUGCUUCCCUUGUGACUUCUGCCAGGAUGAUUGAAAAAGAGCAACGUGAGUGCUGCGGAGAAGAAUGCGCAUUUAAUAUUCUUGAAUUCUACACUCAAUCAGAUGAAGAUCAAAACAAUAGCCAGGGAGAGGAGAUCAAAGAGGAUCAGAAGAGUAAUGAUGCGGAACAGAUUGAUGAAAUCUUCGAUGAGCAAAAGAACGAGAAAGAUAUAAAAAUGAGUGUAUUCCUUGAUGCAAGAAGUCUAUACAUCCCACACGUGAACAGUCGUCGGUAUUGGAUGUGGACUAGGGACUCCGGACAUGAGGUUGCAGAACUUGUGAACGUAUGCUGGCUUGAGAUCACAGGAACGGUGGACACCGGCUGCCUAAGCAAAAUCACUUGUUACUCUGCAUACUUAGUUUUCAAGCUUGACCCGCUGUCAGAACGCCUCGAGACGGCAGUCGCUUGUGUAAAGUAUCUCAAUGACAAGGGAAAUUACGGUGAGAAUCGACGUUGUCAGGUGUUUUUAGAAAAAUCUAAGUAUUCUGGAGACCCUGGCCAGUUCCCAGAUUGUCGCCCGGAUGGUUGGAUGGAGAUUAAGCUGGGAGAUUUUUAUGUUAGUUCCGGAAAUGAAGGUGAGGUCCAAAUGAGGCUCUGGAACACUGAACCAGAUUGGAAGUCUGGCCUUAUUGUUAGGGGUAUUGAGGUUCGACCUAUAUGAGGAACAAUUUUAAGUUAAUUUAUUGUUAUGAUGAAACCCAAACCAAAAUUAUUCGAGUUAAUUCCAGCAAUAGUCCUCCGACUAUGUUGAUUUUCCAAAAUUAGUUAAUUUGGACAA
This is a messenger RNA of Ipomoea triloba (trilobed morning glory), 3344 nucleotides long. Its product is annotated as putative late blight resistance protein homolog R1B-17. The record is from RefSeq and is a predicted model, not a curated record. Bases 36 to 3227 code for a protein of 1063 amino acids. The transcript has 4 exons. Gene Ontology annotation, biological process: defense response to other organism. Lineage: Eukaryota; Viridiplantae; Streptophyta; Magnoliopsida; Solanales; Convolvulaceae. Gene Ontology annotation, molecular function: ADP binding.